Molecule: messenger RNA, 8386 nt
Organism: Symbiodinium necroappetens
Lineage: Eukaryota; Dinophyceae; Suessiales; Symbiodiniaceae
Source: the annotation of a GenBank genome assembly
CCACGUGGCCAUGGCUCAUCGGAACCUUGCUGCGCUGCUUUUUCACUGCCUCUUUCUGGGAAAGGGAGCCGAUGGCCUGGUGCUGGGAGUCCUCGGCCCUUGGGUGGAGUUGGGUGAUCUGCUCUUGGCUGCGAUGUGUGCAGAUUUGGACUUCCGCAAGAACUUCGACUCCACGUUGCAGCAGAGGCUAGGACAUCCAAUCGUUGCUAUUCCAGAGAUCCACCCCCAAAUGGCCAACGUCUCCUUCCGCUUUGGUGCUACAAUGGGAAAAGCAGAUGUCGGACUCGCUACAGCUCUUGACAUGGUCCUCGGCUUGGAUGGGGAAGAGCCCAUCGUCGGCUUGAUCGGCCCUGCCAUCUCAUCAGUCGCGAUGCCUAUGGCAACAACGGCGGCCGUGCAGCAGAUUCCACAAAUUUCUUUCUCUGCAACUAGCCCCCUCCUUUCGAACAAAUACGCAUAUCCCUACUUCCUGCGAACAGUGCCUCCAGACACAGUUCAAGCGAUUGUGCUUUGGAACUGGAUCCUCGAGUUCGAUGUGCCGCUUGCAAUUUGUUUAUAUACCGAAGAGGCCUAUGGCCAAUCGCUUUUCAAGGCUCUCGGAGCACAGGCCCAAAGUGCUUCGGGCAGUCUACGGCUGGUGGGCCAGGCUGUACGCUACAUGCCGCCCGAUUCCUUUCAAGAAGAGGAGGCUCGAAGAUCUUUGGAGCAGACGAAGAGCCUAGGCUCGCACUUCCUAGUGCUCUUGAUCGAGUUCAGCAUGGUUCCACGGCUGCUGCCUGUGAUGGCAGAGGAGGGACUUCUGGCUUCAGAUUGGCAAGCAAUCGGCUCAGACACUCUGGCCUGGCCUACUUCGCACGCCUUCCUGCCCCUGGGCUGUAUGAUGGUGGUCGCCCGGGGACGAGGCUCCAAGUUCUCCGACUUCAGCGAUCUUUGGUCAAGACUGGAGUAUUCAGACCUUCUGGGAAGCGACGCUCAAGCCAGGCACGGCCUUGGCAGGAUGAGGACCUCUUUGGCGGACGUCUCCAAUGCAACAUUAUCCGCCGCCCUGCAAUCCUACCAUGCCUUUGCUUUCGAUGCUGCUUAUUCCUUCAUCAUUGCCAUCAACCAGAUGCUCCUCAGAGGGGUUCCAGAACAUGCUGUGAGGGGCCAAGCGCUUCUCGAGGAGCUGAGAGGCUUGAACUUCAGUGGUGUCUCAGGUGACGUGGGCUUUGAUUCCAACGGGGAUCGUCUAGCAUCAUACGAGCUCCUGAAUAUGCAGGGGGACGCGCUCGCGCCUGUGGCAUCCUCUGUAGCCGUCUUCAGCACAUCUGCGCUCGAGUUCUCUUUUCGGAGUCGAAGCGGGCUAGUAUGGAUGAAUGGUCUUCCAGGUGCAAAUCCGCCAGAAGACUUGCUAGCUUGCGAUGCUGGUUUUUUCAAGGAGGAGCUCUCCCGUCAAUGCCGACCCUGCCCCAGAGGUACGAUGUGUCCGGGUGGAGUUGAUGCCCAGUUUCGGGCCUGUCCGAAAGGAACUUUCACAAACGAGACCGGAAUGACGGAAUGCUUGUUGUGCUUGGAGGGCUUUGCUGCUCGUGAAGUUGGCUCGGUCGAGUGUACGGAGUGCCAGCCAGGCUACGAAGCCCCGAUGCAGGGCAUGGAGGCGUGCACGCGCUGCGAGCUGGGCUUUUUCAUGCCUUCUGUACAGGGCACCCGAUGCCUGGCCUGCAGAGAGAACCAGACCACACUCUACAGCGGGGCGGAGGCUGCAUCGGAAUGCCUUUGCCCAGAAGGCUUCUUCAUGUGCCAGGGUGCUGGAUGCAUCCCGUGUCCUGACGGGCUCUACUGCCCCACUGGCUUGGGGACGCCCCGUCAAGUCGCUGGCUUCUGGACAGCGAGUCCAGGGCCUGGUCAGUGCGACUUCAGUGUCCUCCGCUGCCGAGAUGACGCAGAAUGCCCAGCGGGGCCGCUUGGCCUCUGUGCAUCCGGCAGGGAAGGACUUGCAUGCAAUAACUGCAACGAGAACCACUUUCCUGGCGACGAUGGGACCUGUCAAGCAUGUGCAGAUGUCGACGUGCUUCCUACGCUCUUGGUUCUACUGCUGGCCUUGAGUCUGUUGCUUCUUCUCAUUUGCACGCACGUCGACCCGAAUCAGCAAAGCCCCCCGGAGAAAAAAGAUGAACGAGUUUUCUUCUACUCCGGAUCUAGUCUCAAUGUUCUCACGGCAGCUGCGAUUUUCAGUCAGAUCAUCAUUUCCAUUCAGGCUUUGGGAUCCAUCCGGAAGCUUGCCAUCGCCUGGCAAGAACCAGCCAAGACCAUCGUGGAGUUUACAAGACUCCUUACCUUCGAUUUCGACAUCAUCAGCGUCGUGAACAUGUGCGGGUUGCUUUUCUUCGCAUUUUUCCUCUCCAUCGCUUUGACAAGCUUGAGUCCUUUUCGAUGCACGCGGAAUCCAGACGGAAGCACUUCGAUGGUUUCAGACCCAGGCAUCAUAUGCUAUGAGUCCGAAGAACAUGCAGUGCUGGUGGCCUUGGCGGUGGCAGGCAUUCUAACUCAGCCAGCGGUGAUUUUAGCAUGGACGUCCCACGCCACGUUCAUGUACCCAUCGCGCGUAGCCAGUGGGAACGGCUUACGGCAAGUGCACCGACAUCGCUUCCUCUUCCAUCGCUUCAAGCCUGAGAGCUUCUAUUUUGGCUUGGUCUUAUUGUACCGGAACGGAAUUGUGGCAGUGCUCCCCGUGAUUUCUGUUGGCAUUGUGGAGCUGCAGGUCGUUGACAUGCUGUUGACGGUGCUCUUGCUGGUGAUCUUGCUGGGGGCUGCGCCUUUGUUGAGCAUCGACUUCCAGAAUUCCUCUCAGGUCCUGGGGUGGCUCCUUUGCAUCCCAAUUUUCGGUUUGCUUCUUGUUGGACUGGCCGGUCUGUCCAGGGUGGCGCUCCGCCACUUUUACCCAGCCGCUCAGUAUGGGGUUUUCUUGUGUCACCACAAGGGCGGCGCGGGCAGCUUGUGCCGACUCAUGAAGCUCAUUAUUGCCAGACACACUUCCACUCCUGUGUUUUUGGAUUGCGACCAGUUAGAGAAUUUAGAUUUCCUCUUCGACAUCAUUCGGACCUCAACGAACAGUGUUGCGGCGGUGCUGACGCCCGAACUGCUGCGCAGGGCGCCUUGGCUGAUGGCCACGGCUUCUUGGGACAGUGAGUUUACGUUCCAAGAUGUUCUGUCGGCGACCACUUGCUACAACCGUCAGCUGAGGUUUGGUGUGGAGGCGCAGAAGUUGAUUCCAACUCUGUGGACACCUCAACAGAAGCAAAUCCUUGCCAACUACGGCGUGGAGAUUGAAGACGUGCACGCAGCAUACGUGGGCAGACGUGAGGAAGCGGUUCUCGAGUUGCGGCGAAUCACCUCCACGCCUGUCCUACAUAGUACAGACGCUGCAAGGGCUCGAAUUCUCAUCACAAGCUCUGUGGCUGAUGCCGAAUGCCUCUCUGCAUGCGAAGUCUUCCAGAUCAUGCUUCAGGCCUAUUUGCAAGUGGAGUGUGCAGUCGUCCACGGCUCCCGGCAGAUGAUUCAUUGGAAGCCCUACGCAUAUUACCUGGUUGUGUUGCUCUUUCGCGGCAUUUUCCGGGAUGCCGGCUUCCAGCGGAUCUUGACUGCAGCCUUCGCGGCUCCAGGGCGCCGCCUGGAGCUGGUCACGGUGCUGGCGGACUCGCACUUUGACUUCCCAUCGCUCGAGGACUCCGUGGACUCUGGGGAUUGGAAUCCGGUUCGACGAAGCCUCACCGACGAGACCAGCAGCCCCUCGCAGCAGCUGGCUGAAGCACAGCGCGAGCUGCUCACCGUCUUGGCUUUGCCGUUCUCGCCUUUGGCAUCCGAGGGCCUUCAGCACAAGCAAGUCGCAGAGGAGCCGGCCAAGGCGGCCAGUCUCGACGAGGCAGAUGAUGCGAGACUGGCUGCCGAGGUAGAGAUGGGCGCGAAGAACUCCGACACGCUUGCCUGGGACGCGGGGGAGGGGGAACCUGCUUGGGCAGGGGACCCAGAAGAAGGUGUCACCGAGGUGCAUGCGGACCUGUCGCUGAGAAGCGACUCAUUGUCCAUUUGCGUCACGGCACGUCUGAGCUGGCACCUGGCCAGAGUUCAAAGCGAGGGCAGCGACAAAACAUCAGCUGCCGGCACGUGCCCGCAGGGGCGAGCGAGACACGAGCGAGACUGGAGCCUUGAGAGUCCCGUGCCGAAUUCCACAGCACAGGGGAAGAUCACGCGGGUCGCUGCGCUCUCUUUCGGCAGAAUGCUGGUACUGGUAGAAGUGAUGUUUCGAGUGUGCGCGCUUGCUCUUUGUGCUCUGCGACUCUGCAGAUCUGAGUUGUCCUUGGGAGCUUUGGGCGCCUGGACGGCCUACGAGCCUGACCUACUCGUGGCAAUCGUCGCCGCCCAUUUGGAUUUCCAAAAGAAUUGGAAUGCCUCCGUCGCAUCUCGCUUUGGCCCGCCGAUUCUUGAAGUCCCCUUUCCCGGAGUGCAUCCCGACGCAAGGAAGAUACGGCUUCGCAUCGGGACAACACACGCCAGGCAAGACAUAGGUGUGGCCACAGCCUUGGACAUGAUGUUGGGCCUGGACGGUGAGCAAGCUGUUAGCGGUCUCAUCGGAGCGAGCUUGUCUUCAGUCAGCAUGCCAAUUGCCACCAUGGCUGCCGUUCAGCAAGUACCUCAGGUGUCCUUCUCAGCGACGAGCUUUGCUUUGUCCAACAAGGACGCUUACCCCUACUUCUUGCGAACAGCCCCACCUGACAACAUCCAGGCUCUGGCCAUCUGGAGAUGGAUUUUGCAGUUCCAGGUGGUGCUGGCGACUUGCCUCUACACGACGGAGAGUUACGGCCAAGGCUUGUACAACUUCCUGACAGAGCUGGCGCAGGCCGACGACCAACAAGACCGAGUGCAGGGCCAAGGCCUCAAAGAUCUCUUUGAAGAGCAGGAGGCCCGGAGGGUGCUACGAAUCGCUCGGCGCAUGGGCUCCCGCUUUAUCAUCCUGAUGCUCACCCAGUCCAUGGCCACAGGACUCAUUCCCAUUCUCGGUGAAGAAGGUAUGUUGACUGCGAACUGGCAGAUCCUCGGCGCAGACUCGAUGGCAUCCUCCAGGAUCACUCGACUUCUGCCUGUUGGCUUUAUGUUUUUCCUGUCGGAUGGACGCGGCGAACGAUUUCCUGACUUUAAGCGGCUCUGGGACAUGCUUGAACCGGAGGAUAUUUUGGGUGCAGAGAGCCAAGCGACAUACCGGCUGGACAAAAUGAGAGAGCCAUUGGCAAAUGGAUCUGUCGAGAGAGUGCUCUCGGAUCUGUCAGACCUUUCAGCUUAUGCAGCCUUUUCCUUCGAUGCAGUCUACGCCUUCAUCAUCGCCAUCAACCAGCUCCUGCAUGCUGGAGUAGCAGCUGAUGCCAUUCGGGGCCAAGUACUCUUGGAGGAAAUGCGCAGGACGAGCUUCACAGGAGUCUCCGGUGAGGUGAGCUUCGACGAGAAUGGCGACCGCUUGUCCGCAUACCAGCUCUGGAACAUGAAAACGGGCACAACUCCUCAAGGGCAACCUGCCGUUGAGGCUGUCGUCGCAGCCUCCUUCAGCGCUUCGACCUUAAACUUUACUUUCAUUGACGGGCUGGUGUGGAUGGAUGGAUCCCAAGCGUCUCAACCCCCGCCGGAGCUCUAUUCCUGUGACCCUGGCUCCCUCUUUGCCAUGUCCAAGGGGAACUUUCGCAAACAGCACAGGAAACACGGCCUGCCUUCCCUGGGCUUUUACAUGCCCUCCGUACUGGGCACCCAAUGCCUGCCCUGUGGACAGAACCAGAUCACGCUCUACAGUGGUGCAGUUGAGGAGGAUGAAUGUGUCUGUCCCGAAGGUUCCUUCAUGUGCCAGGAUGGUCGCGGCUCACGCGGCUGCACACCCUGCGUUGAGGGACUCGACUGCCCAGUUGGCUCGGAAAUCCCUCAGCAACGGGGUGGCUUCUGGACGGAGUUUUCUGGCGCUGGGCAGUGUGACUUCGUGGUGCUCCGCUGCCGAUGCCGAGAUCAGAAAGAGUGCCCACCGGGGCCACUCGGCGUCUGCGCGCCCGGCAGGGAGGGACUGGCCUGCAACAACUGCAAGGAAAAGUAUUUCCCAGCAGAAGGCGGAUGUGAGCCUUGCGGCGAGGUAGACAUCCUUCCCGCCCUCCUCUUCCUGGUGGUGGUGCUUGUUGCACUUUUCCUUCUCAGCAUCUCCAGCUUGGAGCCAAACCAAGUGAGCAGCCAGGAAGCAUUUGCCGCCAUUGCCUUUAAUGCAUAUUCUGGGCGGAGAGUUGGCAGCGUGCCUCCCGUGACAUUGUUUGUUGCGGUUCUUGGAUGUUCCUGGCACAUCCGGCAUGUCUUGCUUUUGCGGGCAUCCUGCCCGGAAUGCCUGAACACGCUGACAGCCUUUGCCGUCACGAGUCAGCUGGUGAUGGCAGUUCAAUCUUUGGGUUCCAUCCGUGAGUUAGCAUUGGAGUGGCAGGAGCCUGUGAAGACUCUUAUUGACCUUUCGAAGGUCUUUGCCUUUGAUUUGCACAUCAUACGCAUCACGUGCUUCUAUGGAACAGAUACUCCUGCUCUGCAUUUCAUUAGUCAAAUGCUCGCCUGUCCAGCUGCAUGCGGUGUUCUGUUGUGCAGCUGGCUGGUGUCAAAGCUCUGUGGGCGUCCCAAGCCGAUGGACACCAUCCUGAACCACUGUGGCUUGCUCUUCUUUGCAUUUUACCUGUCCAUCACCCUGACUACAAUUAUGCCUUUUCAGUGCGUGCCAAAUCCCGAUGGCCGGCUUUCCAUGUCAAACAACCCUGGAAUUGUUUGCUACGAGUCCGACGAGCACUCUGUGCUUGUUGCAUUGGCCGUGAUUGGAUUUCUGUCGCAGCCUGCGGCUGUGUUGGCAUGGGCAACUUUCGCCAUCAUGAUGUACCCACGGCGUGUGGCUACGGGGAGAGGCCUUCGCAUGGUGAACAAGCACCGAUUCCUCUUCCACCGCUUCAAGCCAGCAAAUUAUUACUUUGGCCUCGUCCUUCUCUAUCGCAACGGCCUGGUCGCCAUUCUGCCUGUUGUACUCGUCGGGCUUCCGUCGCUCCAGGUUCCGCUUAUGGGUGCAGUCUUGCUUGCAAGCACAGCAAUUCAGGCACACUUGUGUCCGUGGCGCACAGCAAGAGCGAAUCUGGUUGACUUCCUUUUGACAUCCUUUCUUCUUGUGACUCUAUUGGGGGCCGCUCCGCUCUUGCAGACAAGCGAAAAAGAUGCUCUUGCGGUGCUCAGCUGGAUGCUUUGCAUCCCUGUGCUUGGAAUCUUGGUCGUGGCUUUGAGUGCACUUGCACGGACAGCCAUGAUGCACUUCCAGAAAAGGCUCCUGUUUGGCAUUUUCCUUUGCCACCACAAAGGUGGCGCAGGAAGCUUGUGCCGACUGAUGAAGAUCUUAAUUGCCCGGCACACUUCCACGCGUGUUUUUCUGGAUUGCGACCAGUUGGAGAAUUUGGAUUUCCUCUUCGACAUCAUUCGGACCUCAACGAAAAGUGUCGUGGUCGUGUUGACACCGGAGUUGCUUCGCCGGGUUUGGUGUGGUGGCGAAAUCACUACGGCAUGGAUGAACAAGAUCACCACGGUGCCGCUCGUUUGUGAUGGCUUCCGGCCGCUCUCAGAUGAAGCACAGAAGCUGAUCCCAACUCUGUGGACGCCUCAACAGAAGCAAAUCCUUGCCAACUACGGCGUGGAGAUCGAUGCCGUGCAUGCGGCCUAUGAUUGGUUGCAGCAUGAGUUGAUUCCUCUGGAGAUGCCCCGCUUUGGUCCAGCUCUUCGAAAGCAGGUAACAAGAUCUUCGCAACUCAAUAUCUUGUCCUCGUCCUCUUCAUCAGCCUUCCCUUCAAUCCCUGCAAGAGCCCGGAUUUUAGUUACAAGCUCCGUGACGGAUGCAGAGUCCUUGUCUGCUUGCGAAGUUUUCACGCUGGUGCUGAUGGCUCACCUGCAUGUGGAAUGCGCAGUGGUUCACAACGCACGGCAAAUGUCAAGCUGGAAACCCUUUGCCUACUACUUGGUGGUAUUGCUUUUUCGCGGGAUUUUUCGCGACCAGACCUUUGCCAAGAUCUUGCUGGGCGCUGAUUCCCCUUCACUCCCAAGCGGUCGGAGCUUGGAGCUGGUCUCGGUGAUUCUGGGUUCUCGUAAAGGGAUUAUUUUUUAUUUUAUAGUAGGUUUCCAUUGUGUGCUUUCCGAGAAAGACAGCGCUCAGGUUUACCGCGACUUGCUGAACGUCCUGGCCUUGCCCUUCUCCCCGCUGGCUUCCGAAGGGCUUCAACAGCGGCAAGUUGCGGAGAUUGCAGGGCACCUGCACCGCUACAAGGACAGGCUCGAGAAACCGCGGAAGCCAAAGAUUGUCAAGACUAGACUCUGA